UCCAUAACCAUUCACACAAGUAGAUUUGGGGAAAAUUUAGUAUUGUUAUCAAAGUACAUGUAGGGUGAAUACAAUGGAUAAGGAGAAGCUUUGUUCAUCUCUGAUUGUUGGACCGAUUUUAUUUGUUUUGUUUAUGAAGGGAAUAGGACAUCGCAAUGGAAGGGGGCAAACAUAAGUCGAGGAAGGAGGGAGAAUCCAAGAGGAGUCACCGGGAUCGCAGUGGGCAGAAACACAGGGAGGAUAAAGAUGGAGGAGAUAAGAGGGACCGUAGUAGCCGACGUUCUGUGAAAGAAAAGAGUUAUGAUUCUGAGGAAAGGUAUGAUAAAGAGAAGCUUCGAGACAAGGACAGUGAUAGGACGCGCAGCCGAGAUGAUGAUAGCAAGAGAACCAGAGAGAGGAAGAGGGAGGGGGACAAGGAGAAGAGGGAGAGGGUUCGAGAGAAGGAAAAAGACAAGGAGAGGGAGAGAGGAGAACGGGAAAGAGAGGUGAAAGAUAAGGUGAGAGAGAAGAGGGAGCUUGAGAGGGUAAGCGAUAGAGAUCGAGAGAGGAGGAUAAGAGAGAGGGAGAGACAUAGGGAUGCAGAUACCGAUGAUAUUGGUGAUCAUGUUAGGGAGCGUGAUAGGAAGCGGCAUAAAAUGGAUAAAAAUGAGUACAAGGAGAAAGAGCGGGAAAUGAGUAGUAGUAGGGUAAACACACAGAUGGAUAAUGGAGAUGAGAGCCCGCGAAAGAGAAGUGAUGAGGAUUCAGUUAAGAAGCCAACCCGUGAGGAGGAGUUAGAGAAUGAACAAAGGAAAUUAGAUGAGGAGAUGGAAAAACGGAGGAGAAGAGUUCAGGAGUGGCAAGAGUUAAAGAGAAAGAAGGAAGAAGAUGACAGAGAUAAUGGGGAAAGGAAUGCUGAUGAACCUAUGUCGGGAAAGACCUGGACUCUUGAAGGAGAAUCUGAUGACGAAGAAGUUCAUCCCUCAGGGAAAUCAGAGACAGGUACAAACCUCAAUGGAGAAGCCAAUCUUAUUGAUAAAGAAGAUGGACAUUUCAUGGUAGUAUAUCCUGACAAUGAAACAGCUCCAAUUGCUUCACUGAAUGGAGCUGAUAAUGCUAGCGGGGAUGACGAGACUGAUCCAUUAGAUGCUUUUAUGAAUUCUAUGGUAUUGCCUGAAGUUGAAAAGCUGGACAAUGCUGCAGACCCAUCAAUUGCUGAUGCAAAGAAUGAUAAAAAGGAUGAUCGAAGUAAUGGUGAACAAAAGAGGAGAGGUCUCAAUAAAUCAAUGGGAAGAAUAAUUCCUGGGGAGGAUUCAGAUUCCGAUUUUGGGGACAUUGAGAAUGAUGACAAUGUUCUAGAAGAUGAAAAUGAUGACGAGUUCAUCAAAAGGGUAAAGAAGACAAAAGCUGAGAAACUCUCUGUAGUUGACCACUCUAAGAUAGAUUAUGAACCUUUCCGUAAAAACUUCUAUAUUGAGGUGAAGGAGAUCUCAAAAAUGAGUCCAGAAGAGGUUGGUGCAUGCCGGAAACAAUUGGAAUUGAAGAUACAUGGUAAGGAUGUGCCAAAGCCGAUUAAGACCUGGCAUCAAACUGGACUUACCAGUAAAAUUUUGGAAAUAAUAAAGAAACUGAACUUCGAAAAGCCCAUGCCAAUUCAGGCUCAGGCAUUACCUGUAAUUAUGAGUGGUAGAGACUGCAUCGGUGUUGGGAAAACUGGAUCAGGGAAAACCCUUGCAUUUGUUCUGCCAAUGCUCAGGCAUAUAAAGGAUCAGCCACCAGUAGAAGCUGGAGAUGGGCCUAUUGGGCUUAUAAUGGCACCAACGAGGGAGCUUGUUCAGCAGAUUCACAGCGAUAUCAAAAGGUUUGCCAAGGUAUUAGGUUUCGGGUGUGUCCCUGUAUAUGGAGGUUCUGGUGUUGCUCAACAGAUUAGUGAAUUAAAGCGGGGUGCUGAAAUUGUUGUAUGUACCCCUGGUAGGAUGAUUGACGUACUUUGCACAAGUGGAGGGAAAAUAACAAAUCUGCGUAGAGUAACGUUUUUGGUCAUGGAUGAAGCUGAUCGAAUGUUUGACAUGGGUUUUGAACCUCAAAUCACUCGAAUCGUUCAAAAUAUCCGGCCAGGUCGUCAAACUGUUUUGUUUUCAGCCACUUUCCCUCGCCAGGUUGAAGUCUUGGCUCGUAAAGUGUUGGACAAACCUGUGGAAAUUCAGGUUGGUGGGCGGAGUGUUGUGAAUAAGGACAUAAUGCAAAAGGUUGAAAUGAGGCAGGAAAAUGAAAGAUUCUUGAGAUUGUUAGAGCUGCUUGGUGAAUGGAAUGAGAAAGGAAAGAUUUUGAUAUUUGUCCAGUCCCAGGACAAAUGUGAUUCUUUGUUUCGGGAUCUGCUUAGGCAUGGAUAUCCUUGUCUCUCACUUCAUGGGGCCAAAGAUCAAACAGAUCGUGAGUCCACGAUAUCUGAUUUUAAGAGUGAUGUUUGUAAUUUGUUGAUUGCAACAAGUAUUGCUGCCAGAGGAUUAGAUGUCAAGGAUCUUGAACUGGUGAUCAACUUUCAUGUCCCAAAUCAUUAUGAGGACUAUGUACACCGUGUUGGACGUACAGGCCGAGCUGGCCGAAAAGGAUGUGCUAUAACAUUCAUCUCUGAGGAAGAUGCUAGAUAUGCUCCAGAUCUUGUUAAAGCAUUGGAACUUUCUGAGCAAGUUGUCCCAGAUGACCUGAAAUCUCUUGCUGAUAAUUUCAUGGCAAAAGUGACUCAGGGAUUAGAGCAAGCGCAUGGAACUGGUUAUGGAGGAAGUGGAUUUAAAUUUAAUGAAGAGGAAGAUGAAGUUAGAAGAGCGGCAAAGAAAGCGCAGGCAAAAGAAUAUGGUUUUGAGGAUGACAAGUCUGAUUCAGAAGAUGAAGAUGAAGGUAUUCGAAAGGCAGGGGGAGACAUCUCACAGCAGGCUGCCCUUGCUCAGAUAGCAGCUAUUACUGCUGCUUCCAAAGCUAAUACAGCCUCAAUGCAGACCCCUGCUUCUGCUGCCCAACUGCUUCCCAACGGUGGAGGGUCAGUUUCUCAUCCAGGUGUCCUUGGUCAAGCAUUACCAGGAACAGCAUCAGUUUUCACUGGGACUGGUUUGCCUCUUGGUAGCAAUGAUGGGGCAGCUCGGGCUGCUGCGAUUGCUGCAGCCAUGAACUUGCAGCAUAACCUGGCAAAGAUUCAAGCCGAUGCAAUGCCUGAACAUUAUGAAGCAGAGUUAGAGAUAAAUGAUUUUCCCCAGAAUGCUAGAUGGAAGGUUACCCACAAGGAAACUUGGGGUGCCAUAUCAGAUUGGACUGGAGCGGCCAUCACGACCAGGGGUCAGUAUUUCCCACCUGGCAAGGUUGCAGGACCUGGAGAUCGUAAGCUCUACUUGUUUAUCGAGGGCCCUACUGAACAGUCUGUCAAGAGAGCUAAAUCGGAGUUAAAGCGGGUUUUGGAAGACAUCUCAAACCAUGCAUUCUCACUUCCUGGUGGAGCUCAGCAAGGCAGAUAUCAAGUUUUAUGAGAGUCUUAGAUGGAAAUGUCUUCAUGGGGCCAAUCUGCUGCAUAGCGCUGUGUGUGCUGCACCUGAAAGGAUGGUUCUUGUAAGAGGGCCAAUUUUUCUUU
Messenger RNA from Fragaria vesca subsp. vesca, 3598 nucleotides. Its product is annotated as DEAD-box ATP-dependent RNA helicase 42-like. Gene Ontology annotation, molecular function: ATP binding; RNA helicase activity; nucleic acid binding. Gene Ontology annotation, cellular component: nucleus. The record is from RefSeq and is a predicted model, not a curated record. NCBI's taxonomy places the organism in Eukaryota, Viridiplantae, Streptophyta, Magnoliopsida, Rosales, Rosaceae. Bases 156 to 3497 code for a protein of 1113 amino acids. Gene Ontology annotation, biological process: mRNA splicing, via spliceosome. The transcript is spliced from 2 exons.